CGUCAAAUUUUUUAAAAAAAUCGGUGUUCAUUAAUUUAAUGAAUGGCGGAAUUUUUGGACAAGCAUUAACUGUCAAUUUAGUGGGUUUGGCACAUGCUUCCUAAUGAUUGCCAAAAUAAAGAAAGAAAUAGAACUUUUCUCUCUUCAUUCAUUUACUAUAGCUUUCUCUCUCUAAAAAGCAAGUAACUGGCGAUUUCGAGCGUUUUCUCUGUCCUCCAUUGUUGAUUUUCGAGCUUUUUCUUUCUUCUUUUUCACUGGUGAAGUUGUUAUUUGCUUAAUUCAGGUUCGUUUACUUAUUUUUUUUGAGAUUUUUGUUAGUUUAAAUUGUUUUGAUUCUUCGAUUUUUAGGUUUUUUGAUUUUGAUUUUGUUUUCGAUUUUCGUAGUGUUGAUUCUGCAAUGGUGAAGAAGAAGAUUACAAAGAAGGCUGUAGAUGCUGAAGAAGGUGGUUCAAUAGGUGGUUAUCGUUAUAAAAAGCCUACAAAAGGAAAAGGAAAGCCUAAAGAGCCUGCUAAGCCUAAACCAGUACCAAAAAAGACCCAGAUAGCUCAUGAGAAGAGCAAAGCAGUAUCUAAAAAGGCUGGGAAAAUUCCUGAGAGUGACAAACCAGAGUCUGAGAAGGCCAAAAUAGUUCCUAAGAAGGCCAAAAUUGUACCUAAGAAAGCUAAUACAGUGGAAGAUUCUGAUUAUGAAAUGCUUUCUGAAUCUGAUUCUGAAUCUGUUAUGUAAGUAUACAUAUUUUUUUAUUACAUUUUUAAUUAUAUUUUGUUUUUAUUUUAUAUUGUUUUAGUUACAUUUUCUUUCUUUUUUUUUUCUAUUUAGGGAGCAAAGAAGAAUCAUUGCAAGAUGUAGACCCUAUUCAUUGGAAAUAUUGCUGCAGAACUUUAGUCCUGAGCAAAAACAGGUUGUUGAAGAAAUUGGUUUUGGAGGUUUAUUACAUCUUAAAUUGAAAACUCUUAAUCGUCAAAUGCUACCUUGGCUUGUUGAAAAAUUCAAUGCUGGUAGCUGCAUGUUUACCAUCGCUACUGGUAAAGAAUUUGUUGUUACUAGAAAUGAUAUAUGCGAUGUGUUUUGCUUGCCUUUGAGUGAUAUUUGUGUUCCUGAACUUAAUAAAAAUUCUGAAGAUGAAAGUGUAGAUAAACGUAUCAUUCAGGCAUGGAGAUCUGAUUAUGGUCUUUCUGGUAAGCAACCUCUUCAUUUGUCAAAAUUGGAGUCUAGGAUGGUUGAUUUGGUUGAUGGAGGGGAAGAAUUUAAGAGGUGUUUUGUUCUUCAAGCUAUGUUUAGCUUUUUAGCUCCUACUACUAAUAGGACUGUUUCAUUGAAGUUGCUUAAAGCUGUUGAAAAAGUUGAUGAAAUUAAAACUUUUGAUUGGUGUUCAUAUGUUUUAAAAAAGUUAAAGAAGGCUGUUCAGAAGUAUAAGGAUGAUGAAAAUGCUCAAAAUGUUAGUGGUUGUUUGCUGGCUUUGCAAAUUAUGUAUUUUCAUCGUCUAAAUUUUCAAGGUGAAAAGGAAAGUAGUACUCUUCCUUUAAUUCAACAUUGGACGGAUGUAAAGAUUAAGAAGCGAAUUAAGUUAGAGAUCAAAGCUAGUGGUUAUGGGCAGGGACCAUUGGAUACUAUUACAUAUCCUGUGUCACAGCUUAAUUUUAGGGGAACUGUUUUUAAGCCAGCUCCUACUUUGGGUUAUGAUAAGGGUCCUUCUACAAGUGGUACCACUGGUCGCAUUGUUGCAUUUGAGCUUCCAGAAGGUAUUAUGACCGAUGAAGAAAUUAAAAAAAUUUCAACUGAUGUAAGUGUUCUGUUUUCUUAUAUGUUUAGUUUAAUGGAAUUAGAUUUCCUACUUAUUUUAUUAUUUUUAUUUGUAACAUUUUUUUUUUCAUUGUUCAUAUGUUUGUAGGUUGUUCAUGAAACGUUUCUUUUGUUUAAAAGAAAUAUGGAUGUUUUAUUAUUUGUUCAGUCAACUGGUUUUCAAACCUUGAAUGAUCUGAUUACUUCUCGCAGAAGUGUUUCAUUAUCUUCUGAUGAUUUUGUUUCAGUUUCUCAAACUGAACUGCUACUCUCUGAUCCUCAUUAUUUGAAGAUUUUUUAGAUGGUUUAAUUGAUGAGUGUAAUAAAAUGAAGUCUGUACAUGAUAUGUUUCGCGGUUUUUAUGAACCUACAGAAGGUAACAAAGAUUUUGUUCCCGAAAAAGAA
This is a messenger RNA of Chenopodium quinoa (quinoa), 2188 nucleotides long. RefSeq lists its product as uncharacterized. Lineage: Eukaryota; Viridiplantae; Streptophyta; Magnoliopsida; Caryophyllales; Amaranthaceae. The transcript is spliced from 2 exons. The record is from RefSeq and is a predicted model, not a curated record. The coding region runs from base 966 to 1892 and encodes 308 amino acids.